Messenger RNA from Nanorana parkeri, 2438 nucleotides. RefSeq names its product kelch like family member 20 (gene KLHL20). The record is from RefSeq and is a predicted model, not a curated record. Gene Ontology annotation, molecular function: protein binding. The transcript has 11 exons. Bases 147 to 1976 code for a protein of 609 amino acids. Lineage: Eukaryota; Metazoa; Chordata; Amphibia; Anura; Dicroglossidae.
UUUGUCAUCGCAGAGGAUCUUAAACGAGACUCGACCAAGGUUUGCAGUUUCCAGUUCGAGCUCCACAAAAGUCCUGAGUGACUUCAUGCAUCUGUCUUAUCAAUUACUAAGGUUAAACUUGGUGUGAAGAAUUCUCUUCACUGUGCAUGGACAGAAAGCCAAUGCGUAGGUGUCUCAGUACUCGCCCAGGUGAGACUGGAAUGGAUGUGACGAGCCGUUGCACCCUGGGAGACCCCAACAAGCUACCAGAGGGGGUCCCACAACCGGCUCGAAUGCCUUAUGUCUCCGAUAAGCAUCCACGGCAGACGCUGGAGGUCAUCAACCUUCUACGAAAGCACAGAGAACUCUGCGAUGUAGUACUUGUUGUUGGUGCCAAGAAGAUCUACGCCCAUCGAGUCAUUCUCUCUGCUUGCAGCCCUUAUUUUAGGGCUAUGUUUACCGGAGAGUUAGCUGAAAGUCGUCAGACUGAGGUAGUAAUCCGGGACAUUGAUGAGCGAGCCAUGGAAUUGCUUAUCGACUUUUCAUACACAUCCCAAAUCACAGUGGAAGAGGGCAACGUACAGACCCUUCUACCAGCCGCAUGCCUUCUUCAACUUGCAGAAAUCCAGGAGGCCUGCUGUGAAUUCCUGAAACGCCAGCUUGAUCCCUCCAACUGUUUAGGUAUCCGAGCCUUUGCUGACACUCACUCCUGCAGAGAGUUGCUGAGAAUUGCAGACAAAUUUACCCAACACAACUUCCAGGAGGUGAUGGAAAGCGAGGAGUUCAUGCUUCUCCCAUCCAAUCAGCUUAUUGAUAUCAUUUCCAGUGAUGAGCUAAACGUGCGCAGUGAAGAACAGGUGUUUAAUGCAGUCAUGGCGUGGGUGAAAUACAGCAUCCAAGAACGGAGGCCGCAGUUGCCACAGGUUCUGCAACAUGUCAGAUUGCCGCUACUUAGUCCCAAAUUUCUGGUAGGAACAGUGGGAUCUGAUCCACUCAUUAAAAGUGAUGAAGAAUGCAGGGACUUGGUAGAUGAAGCCAAGAACUACCUUCUGCUGCCUCAGGAACGUCCUCUAAUGCAAGGGCCCAGAACAAGGCCUCGAAAACCCAUCCGUUGUGGGGAGGUGCUGUUUGCAGUGGGAGGCUGGUGCAGUGGAGAUGCUAUUUCUAGCGUUGAGCGCUAUGAUCCUCAGACCAAUGAGUGGAGAAUGGUGGCUUCAAUGAGUAAACGACGAUGUGGGGUCGGUGUCAGUGUUCUCGAUGACCUUCUUUAUGCUGUAGGUGGUCAUGACGGAUCUUCAUACCUCAACAGUGUUGAAAGAUAUGACCCAAAGACAAACCAGUGGAGCAGUGAUGUGGCUCCGACCAGCACUUGCAGGACGAGUGUUGGUGUUGCAGUUCUAGGGGGAUAUCUUUAUGCUGUGGGUGGCCAAGAUGGUGUCUCUUGCCUCAAUAUCGUGGAAAGGUACGACCCAAAGGAAAACAAAUGGACACGUGUGGCCUCCAUGAGUACGAGGAGACUAGGAGUGGCUGUUGCAGUUCUAGGUGGUUUUCUUUAUGCAGUUGGGGGAUCAGAUGGUACGUCUCCUCUCAAUACAGUGGAGCGCUACAAUCCUCAGGAAAACCGCUGGCACACAAUAGCACCAAUGGGCACACGACGGAAGCACCUUGGCUGUGCCGUGUACCAGGAUAUGAUCUAUGCAGUGGGUGGGAGAGAUGACACCACAGAGCUAAGCAGUGCUGAACGGUACAAUCCCAGGACCAAUCAGUGGUCACCAGUGGUUGCCAUGACUUCAAGACGAAGUGGGGUCGGUCUUGCUGUGGUCAAUGGGCAGUUGAUGGCUGUAGGUGGAUUUGAUGGAACAACGUACUUGAAAACUAUAGAAGUGUUUGACCCAGAUGCUAAUACUUGGAGGUUAUAUGGCGGCAUGAACUACCGGCGAUUGGGAGGUGGUGUUGGCGUUAUCAAGAUGACACACUGUGAAUCACACAUCUGGUAGCCUAUCAUCAUCUGUUUGAAAGCCUCAGUUCAUGGACACUGCCAGAGACUUCCUGAGUGAGAAAAAUGAACACUCAUGACCAGAUACUAUAUCAGUGAUCUAUGAAGAAAAGUCUAUUACGUCUCCCUAAAUAAUUAUUCAAACUUUUUCCAUUUAUUUAAAUCGUGGAAAUAUCGUAAGGCUUUAGAGUGUUGGAAGAUUCUAAUGCCAUUUUGUAAGAAAAAAAAAAGAAGCUAUGUUGUAGGUUCAAUCUGAAUUCCAAAAGACCUGCUAAUAGUUUCUGAGUGAUUUGAAAUGGUGCAGGUUUUAGCAAGUGGACAAAGGGUGAUUGUUGCAUUGACAUGACAUUGAAUGUGACUGUGAUGGCAAUGAGAGUAGAAAAGUGCUGAGAAUUCUCUUAUAGGUCCUCUGGACGUGAAGAAGGUGGACAUGAUCCCAGAACAUCAUUUUAUGUAACUAAUA